CUCACCGUGUUACUGCAGACGGAAAAGAGGAUGCUUCUAGUAGAAUAAUGGUGCAAAUUUAGGAGGUUCCAACCCUCUCUUUAUUACUCUUGUGUAAGGCAUACCUAGCAUGUGUUUGUGCAAGGCAUAGUAACCUCGCAUGCGUGCAUGCACACAAGCAUUACACAGCGAGCAGGUGACUAGAUUUUUCCAUGCCACACAAGAUUAUGACACAUGGGCAUCUGCUAGCUAAAACUCACAGUCCAUGGACGACAAUGGGGUGGUUCCCAGUCUUCCUCUGGAACUUGGAGACUUCCUCUAUGACAGAGACCAUGGCAUUCACAUCCCCACACCACUGGUAGU
Messenger RNA from Geodia barretti, 342 nucleotides. The record is from the annotation of a GenBank genome assembly. Lineage: Eukaryota; Metazoa; Porifera; Demospongiae; Tetractinellida; Geodiidae.